Ipomoea nil (Japanese morning glory) is the source of this 930-nucleotide messenger RNA. Its product is annotated as glycine-rich RNA-binding protein-like. Lineage: Eukaryota; Viridiplantae; Streptophyta; Magnoliopsida; Solanales; Convolvulaceae. The record is from RefSeq and is a predicted model, not a curated record. Gene Ontology annotation, molecular function: mRNA binding. The transcript has 2 exons. Bases 68 to 604 code for a protein of 178 amino acids.
AUGUUCCCCUUUUAUCCGAUUUCCUCUUCUGUUUCAUUUCUCGCUCGAUCUUAACAAAAUUAUUAUUAUGUCGUCGGAAGGUGCGGAGUAUCGGUGCUUCGUGGGUGGCCUUGCUUGGGCCACGACGGAUCGCACCCUGGGCGAUGCUUUCUCUCAGUUCGGCGAGGUCAUCGAAUCGAAGAUUAUUAAUGAUCGUGAGACUGGGAGAUCUAGGGGUUUCGGAUUUGUGACGUUCAAGGACGAGCGAUCCAUGAGGGAAGCGAUAGAGGGGAUGAACGGCCAGAUCCUAGACGGCCGUAACAUCACCGUCAACGAGGCUCAGUCUCGCGGGAGCGGCGGCGGAGGUGGAUUCCGCGGUGGAAGACGUGAAGGAGGAGGUGGCGGCGGCGGCUACGGCCGUCGCGAGGGUGGCUACGGCGGUGGCGGCCGUGGAUAUGGUGGUGGAGGCGGUUACGGCGGCGGUGAUCGUGGAUAUGGUGGCGGAGGCGGUUACGGCGGAGGCGAUCGUGGAUAUGGUGGCGGAGGCGAUCGUGGAUAUGGUGGCGGAGGCGACCGUUACUCUAGGGGAGGCGGUGGUGCUUCGGACGGCAACUGGAGGAAUUAGAAGUAGUUAACGUAGGAGUUUGAGUCUCUUGUAGUGUCCUUUUUCUGUAUUCUUUUUAUUUUUGUCCUCGAAUGUGUUGGGUGGGCUUUGAAUUUGUUAUGGUUUUGAUUUUUUUAAGGUACAAUUGCUAAUGUGGUACGUAUUAGUCGGUAGGCGGUAUAAAUCCUGAUGGUAACAAAUGAACUUUCAUAAUUUUUUGAAGCGAACUGAGAUUGGUCAAGUGGACUCCUACCACCUCGUGGUAGGGUAUUGCUUUUCGAUCAACUAUACAUUUGUAUUCUCAAAACUUUUGUCUUGAAUGAAAGCAUGGUUGGUUUGGUGUCAAA